Messenger RNA from Colletotrichum truncatum, 606 nucleotides. Its product is annotated as O-methyltransferase. The record is from RefSeq and is a predicted model, not a curated record. Lineage: Eukaryota; Fungi; Ascomycota; Sordariomycetes; Glomerellales; Glomerellaceae. Gene Ontology annotation, molecular function: O-methyltransferase activity.
AUGGCUACUCUUGAAACCUCAGCAAACAUCUCGCCUCUUACAGACAGUCAGCCAGCCUCGGCCGUCUUAGACAGAUUCGUUGCCCUCGAGCCCGACAAGUGCGCGUUGGUGUACUUACUUCUCCGAGCUUCCGGUGCGCGAUACGUUGUUGAAGCGGGAACUUCGUUCGGUGUAGGCACAAUAUGGCUUGCCCUUGCUGUGGGACAGAAUGCCGCGGCUCAGAAGGCUGAUGCCAAAGUCAUCGCGACUGAGAAUGAGCCGACCAAGGCCAAGAGAGCCCGGGAGCAUUGGAAGAGAGCAGGAAGUGAGGUUGAAAAGUGGAUUGAACUUCGAGAAGGGGAUUUACGAGAGACACUUAAAACACAUCUACCUCAAGAGAUUGAUUUUAUUCUUCUGGAUAUCUGGUCUGUUCUUGCCAUGCCCGCCCUGGCAGCUGUAAAGCCUCAUCUGAAGCCAGGCGCCUUGGUAGUGGCUGACAACAUUGUUUCCAGUAGUGCUGGUUACAAGGAUUUUAUCGCUCAUCUAUCAGAUCCAAGAAAUGGGUUUAAGAGCACGACAGCUCCAUAUCCGGGUGGACUUCACAUCGCGAUAUACAUUGGAAACUAG